This is a messenger RNA of Helianthus annuus (common sunflower), 2185 nucleotides long. Its product is annotated as disease resistance protein RPS6. The transcript has 5 exons. The record is from RefSeq and is a predicted model, not a curated record. Gene Ontology annotation, molecular function: protein binding. Lineage: Eukaryota; Viridiplantae; Streptophyta; Magnoliopsida; Asterales; Asteraceae. Bases 71 to 1801 code for a protein of 576 amino acids. Gene Ontology annotation, biological process: defense response.
ACCAUAUGUAGUUCAUCUUUUUAAACUCUUUAAUUAGGGUACAAGGAAAGUAGAGGGACUUAUUCUUGACAUGCAAAGGAUCAAGGGAAAUAAUUCAACUUCAAUUGUAAAGAUGGACAGUGGAAUAAAACGUAGUUAUGAUGAUUUUAGUGGCCGAACCAUCCGUGCAAAUAAAGUAAACUUCAAGGUUGGAGCCAUAGAAAAGAUGAAGAAUCUAAUGCUGGUUCAACUGGACUAUGCAACUUUUUCUGGGAGCUACAAGAAGUUGCCCAAAAAAUUACGACUGCUCCGUUGGCAUGGACUUUCAAUACAAUCCAUACCAAGUGAUGUACCUUUGCAAAAUUUGGUAGUUCUUGAUUUGCGUUAUAGCAAAUUAAAAGAAGUUUGGGAUGGGUUCAAGGUAGUUGGAUCUUUGAAAAUCCUUAAUCUCAGUUAUUCUGUGGAGCUUAACAAAACCCCUGAUUUUGAGGGACUCCCUAACUUGGAGAGUUUGCUCCUUUCAGGAUGCUUAAGUUUGACCCACAUUUGUAAAUCCAUUGGCUACCUUGAAAGACUGGUGUUGUUAGAUGUUAGGGAUUGCAGAAGUUUGAGGGACAUUCCAUGCUUACCAAGAUCUCUGGAAUCACUAAAAAUGGAAGGUUGCCCCAACCUUGGAGGUCUUGGACGAGUUCGAUGCUUGGAUUCAUGUUCACUGUCUUCUCUUUUGGUAAACAUCGACGUCUCAGGAUGCAAUCUCUGUAAUAAUUCUUUCCCAGAGGAUUGGAGUGAUCUUUUAUCAUUGAAGUUCUUAGAUAUAAGCAGCAAUCAUAUUACUUCAUUACCAGCUUGUGUCAAAAGUUUACCUAGUCUUGAAGUACUCAAUGCUCGCAAGUGUUCAUAUCUUCAAUCAGUUCUGGAUGUCCCCAAAACCGUAAUCUAUCUAGAUACCACUUUGAAUUUGUCCUUGGAGAAAGUUCAACCAACACCAAAUACAACCUUCUUGGCUGUUUAUGGAUGUGAAAAACUGUGUGUAGUGGACGGCUGUUUUAAGCUUGAAUCCGUAAACAGAUUUGACAGGCAGAUUAUAAGAUAUCUUGGUUUAGAAUCGAUUUCAGAAAAAGGAAUGGGGUUCAGACUUGAUAAACCAAAUGCAUAUACAAAAGAGGUCUCCAUCAAGAUAUCAUACGAGUUUGGUAUAUUCAGUACCUAUGUUUUUGGAAAAACACUUCCAUGUUUUAGGUAUAAAGAAAGUGGACCAACAAUAUCUUUUAGAGUUCCUUCACAUCCAAAUGGUUCAAGAGUAAGCGGACUGAAUGCGUGUUUCAUGUCUACAUGUGUUGAAUAUGCAUUGUUUUUCUACGUUGAACUCAAUAACAAAACUAAGGCCGUGGUAUGGGACUACAAUCCUACAAUGCAUCUAACACGUAAACAAAGUAGUAAGUUUGAUUACGUCUGGUUAAGCCUUUGGCGGACUGGCAAUCUACUGGAUGCUGGGGACGAAAUUAGUAUCACUUUGUAUGGAAGCCAUAUAGUAGAGGAGUGUUGUGUAAACCUCGUGUACGAUGAUGAUGAAGUCCAGAAGGAUAGCCAAGAAGAAAUGGAUGCAGAAAAGAAGGAUGCCCAUGGCAUAUCCAAUCAAAUUUUGUGGACUGACAGACUGCUAGUAGAGAUAUCAGAUUAUGUUCAUAGUGGGAAAACAUAUUGCUUUAAGACUGGUGGUGGGAUGGACGUUCCUACUAUCAAUGGUAUUUCUGAUUUAAUUGUGGAUUGGUGGGGCCUAAGAGCGAACUGGAGGUGCAGACACGUUAUCGCAAGCGUGUGAUUUGAAGAAAUAAAACACCCGAUGGCGAUUCCCCUUCAUGUAUUCAUCAUAGUGAUAGCAUUGUCUCAUAUUUUGAACAUCACAAAAACAAAUGUGUAUUUUGAGUUGAGUUUUAGGCGCUGGAUGAAACAAUGGAUUGAUUUAUAAGUGGUAAGCCUCAUUGGUUACUAUUUUUAUAACUAAUGGUGGCUCAACCAUAUUUGACAUCGGGGCCAGGGCCGGCCCGAAGGGUGUGCGGGAUGGGCGACGGCUCAGGGCCCAAACCCAUUGGGGGCCCAAUUUUUUUGUUUUUUUAUUAGUUUUACACUGUAAAGUUAGAAUAUAUAUCAGAAAAAUACCAUCUUCAAGCACAUGGUUUGGUGGUUCGAAAGUCACUUUAGUAAU